Vigna umbellata (rice bean) is the source of this 825-nucleotide messenger RNA. Lineage: Eukaryota; Viridiplantae; Streptophyta; Magnoliopsida; Fabales; Fabaceae. The record is from RefSeq and is a predicted model, not a curated record.
AUGGAGACCAGCCAGGAUUCGUGGGAGAAAACAAAAGUGCGAUCUUCUUUCGAACGCGCUACUGAAGGGUUCCUCGGCGACCAGGUCAAGAAACACGGUGGAAGCCUCCCGGAGCCUUUCGUCCGGCGAUGCACGAGGUCUAUCAUGGAAGGGCUCAAACAUAUUCACGAGCAAGGUUUCGUUCACUUCGACGUGAAGCUUCAGAACGUUCUCGUUUCUGACGACGAGGUGAAAAUCGCGGACUUUGGACUCACCAAGGAGAAGGGUAAGAAACAAGGGAAGUGUGAGUUCAGGGGAACAUCGUUGUUUAUGUCGCCAAAAUCGGUGAAAAAUAAUGAAUAUGAGCCGUUAGCGGAUAUUUGGGCCUUGGGAUGCACCGUCGUGGAGAUGGUGACCGGAAAACCCGUGUGGGAUGUUAGCAACGGUUCCAGUAUUUGGUCAUUGAUUAUUCGGAUUGGAGUGGGAGAAGAAUUGCCAAAGAUUACAGAAGAAUUGUCGGAAGAGGGGAAGGACUUUUUGGAGAAGUGCUUUGUUAAGGAUCCCAAGAACAAGUGGAGCGUUGAGAUGCUUCUGAAGCACCCUUUCAUCAAAGUUGACUCAUUUUCGUUUGAGAAAGUUCAUCAACCGUUACUGUCGCCGUCACCGAGGACCCACUUCGAUUUUCCUGACUGGGCUUCCACCAUAAUGGCUUCGCUCCCGUCAUCCCUAGAUUCCGAUGAGCACUCUGGGUGGACAAGUUCUCCGGAGAGUCGUCUCCAGCAGCUUGUCACUGAUAAGACACCAGAGAAUUGGUCAGGAUUAGAUGGCUGGAUCGGCGUUAGGUGA